GCAGUGCUUAAGAUCCUCCCGGGACCCGCUGGGGUGGUUGAGGUGGAGAGAGGUGAAGCACCUGGACUGAGGCUUGCACCCUGAAACUGCUGAUAUCGGGGAUCAGACCCCAGGAGCGCUCCAGGCCUCCUGGACCGGAUCUGGGGGCGAGGAAGGGCCCAAGACUGCAUUUUACAGCCCCCUGCUCAUUCUGCUUUGAGACCUCACGGACAGUCUCCGAAUCCUGUCUGCUGCCUGGCACCGGUGCCGAGUUUUCCUUCCAGAACCUUCUCUCUGUGUGCACUGUGCACAUUUAAUUAUGAGAAUCAGGCACCUGCAGUCAAGUGCAGCCACCCCGGCAGGGGACCUUCCAAAUCCUCCGUGGUGAUGGCACAUCUCUGGGGUCCCUGCUCCUGUUCCACUGCCCCUCGGGCCACCACAUGGUGGGGCCCGGCCUUGUCACCUGUGCCUGGAAAGGGAGCAUCGCCCAGUGGUCUUCAGGGACCCCCACGUGCAAGGCCGUGCCCCUGCAUGAGACCUUUGGCUUCAAGGUGGCUGUGAUCGCCUCCAUUGUCAGCUGCGCCAUCAUCUUGCUCAUGUCCGUGGCCUUCCUCACCUGCUGCCUCAUGAAGUGCAUGAAGAAAAGCGAACAGCGGCGCUCAGACAGGGCAGCCCAACUGUGGUACCAGCUCCGAGGCGAGGACUUGGAGACUGUGCAGGCCUCGUACCUGGGCAUUAAGGGCCUCAACAACAACAGCAAGCCUGGGAGCCGGCUGUGCCCAGCAGAAGGGGCCAGGCAGGCGCACGACAACCACAGCUUCACCACGGACCUUGGCGAGGGCACCAGAGAGCUGGCCGGUGGGCCCUGCGGCAUGGACAAGGAUCCCUGGACCCCUGGGCCUGGCGCCCUGAGCCCCCGCAUCCCCUCUGGUUUACCCCACGCCCAGGUGAUGGUGCACAUGGAGAGCCCGGGGUGGACAGCACCUGGCUCUGGACCUGCCACAGCCACACCCAGACAACCUGCAGUCUACAGCCUGGGGUAAUGGCGACGCCAAGGCCUGGCUGGGACCUGGGAGGGUGAACGGACGCCACCAGCCCAUCACCCAGACCUUGACACACAUCUGGCUGGAGAUCGGGUGACAUUGGCUUCCGGGAGCAGAGGUGCUUCAGAGGGCUGAGGUGACACCGGAGACAGGUGUGACUCUGGGUAGUGGGGCCGUUCUGUCCCAAGUUAGCAGUUUUCAUAGAUGUGGCUUCUUUGAAACCACAGCUGAGGUUCACACACUAGCUGUAGCUGCCCUCUGACCCGGGUUCCUUCAAAGAGACUGGGAGCGGUUUUAAGAAACUCUAGUUUUGCAUAGUUGAAUAAGAAAACAGCAAUAAACUUUUUUGGCAAUUACAAA
Messenger RNA from Choloepus didactylus (southern two-toed sloth), 1382 nucleotides. Its product is annotated as caspase recruitment domain-containing protein 19-like. Gene Ontology annotation, cellular component: plasma membrane; mitochondrion. Bases 420 to 1022 code for a protein of 200 amino acids. The record is from RefSeq and is a predicted model, not a curated record. Lineage: Eukaryota; Metazoa; Chordata; Mammalia; Pilosa; Megalonychidae. The transcript has 5 exons.